Molecule: messenger RNA, 1261 nt
Organism: Limulus polyphemus (Atlantic horseshoe crab)
Lineage: Eukaryota; Metazoa; Arthropoda; Merostomata; Xiphosura; Limulidae
Exons: 4
Coding region: 131-1261 (376 amino acids)
Source: RefSeq, a predicted model, not a curated record
UACCAAGAUUCCAUAGCCUGCGGAACAGGUAACCUGACUUUAAAAAGUGCAAGUGUAAACUUGCUCAACUUUGAACUUGAACAUAAUUUGAAACUGAAUCUUACUUGUAAGACAACUUACAAGUUACACCAUGGUAUGGCCAGACCUGAAGAAGUGGAAACGGGUAUUCCUGCCUACUAAAUUAUUGAGAAACGGGAGAAAGAACAAAAAUAAAUCAACACUAGAUGGCAGUCGUGAUUUAUCGAAUAUCCCAAGAGAAACGACACGUCCUCCAAGGACUGUCCGGGACACUCGCCAAGUUCAUCCACAGGAACCAGAAAAAAUUAAUGUGAUAGGAAAAGACUGUACAAUUGUGGUGACAAAUUACGGUGAUCACUGGGAAACGUUGAGUAAAGAUUGCAAAGAGUCAAAAGAACCUGAUAUUUGGCAACUUAACAGUCAGCAGUUUGUUUUCGAUGAAAUUCGAAAGGAUUCUUUAGAAGAUUUUAGAGAUACCCCAAUACCAAGUAUAGAAGGUUGUCGGGAUAUCGACUGUCCCGUGGAAUACAACUCAAAAGGGUCUACGGUAGAAGAUCAAAAAUAUGGUUACUUUGUAAAAGGCGAGAGUUCUAAGUAUUUUCAGACUAACGUCACGUUUGACGAGAGUAGUACUAGUAGUGAAAACUGCAAGGGUAGCACCGGUAGUGAAGAACGUGAUGGUCAUUCUGAGCCCUCGUCAAGCUGUAUUGAAGGUGAAAACGUUGUGGAACAGAACUUGAAUGGAAGUUCCAUCGUCUCCAAGAAAAACAUUGAAAAACAUCUUAAUGGUUUCUGUGGUUACGUAAAUACUAAAGAAUGUGAUAGCGGUUAUUGGUCCAAGAAAAAUGGAGAAUGUUUUGAGACAGUCCACUUUGCUGAAGGUUUGCCAGAAUCACAAGCUGAAGUUUCAAAGUUCGAAGUAGAGAGAGAAAAGACAGACUCCAUAAAGAUUCAGUGUCUUCUGGAGCAAGAAAGAGAAAAUGUUCGUCACGAAAAACGAAGUGUGGCACAGCUGCAGCUUAGCAGGGAUGUCAUCAAUCUUGCUAGGACAUGUGGGCAUAGUCCUGUUGUGAGACUGUGUCGUGAUAUCGGUGGUGGACAUAGUCCUGUUGUGGCACUUUAUCGUGAUAUCACUGCUGGACAUAGUCCUGUUGUGGCACUUUGUCGUGAAAUCAGUGGUGGAUAUAGUCCGGUUGUGACACUCUGUCGUGAUAUCAAUGGUGUACGUUUCGAACAGCUUUGA